UUGGCACCCAAACUAGGGCUUUUCCACUAGGUUUUAGUCCAUUUUCAUAAAUCAGAGAAAUCUCCGCGAGGAAUGGAGAAUUUGACUGGAUUCUUCGUCGCCGUCAAUCUCGAAUUGGAUUUUCCUUCGACACGCUAAAGAUUUUUAGGGGACUUCUGUGGCGCUGUUGAUUAGGUAUAUUUUUUUGUUGAUUUUCUGGUUCGAAUUGAUGGAAGCUAGAGUUGGAGUGGAUGGCGGCACCGCGGCGAGGAAGUUUCUACACCAGCAAUCGCGGCCGCAGCAGCCGCAAAUAUCGCAGAUUGGCACGGUUCCGCAGCUUCUCGCCGGUGGCAUCGCCGGAGCUUUCAGUAAGACAUGUACUGCUCCUCUAGCGCGGCUCACCAUUCUGUUCCAGCUGCAAGGCAUGCAUUCAGAUGUUGCGAUACUGAGUAAGCCUUGUAUAUGGCGUGAGGCCUUACGCAUAGUUAAUGAAGAAGGUGUUAGGGCAUUCUGGAAAGGGAAUUUGGUUACCAUAGCCCAUCGUCUUCCUUAUUCUUCAGUCAAUUUCUAUUCCUAUGAACAGUACAAAAGAAUUUUGAGAUCAAUACCUGGUCUUGAAGGUAAUGGAGAACAUCCCCAUGCAGAUGCAUUUGUGCAUUUUGUAGGUGGUGGCUUGGCAGGAAUGACUGCUGCGUCUGCUACAUAUCCUUUGGAUCUUGUUAGAACGAGGUUGGCGGCACAGAGGAAUACCAUAUAUUAUGAAGGCAUUAGGCAUUCAAUUCGUACCAUCUGCCGAGAUGAAGGUUUUUUUGGCCUGUACAAAGGGCUAGGAGCAACGUUACUGGGAGUUGGGCCCAGUAUAGCGAUAAGCUUUUCGGUUUAUGAGGGUUUGAGAUCUUCCUGGCUCUCUCACAGGCCUGAUGAUUCUACUGUAUUGGUGAGCCUUGCUUGUGGUAGUCUUUCUGGCAUUGCGUCAUCAACAGCGACAUUCCCUUUGGAUCUCGUAAGGCGAAGAAUGCAAUUAGAAGGUGCUGCUGGUCGAGCCCGGGUAUACAAAACUGGAUUACUUGGAACGUUGAAACACAUUAUCCGUUCUGAAGGCCUCCGUGGAAUGUAUAGAGGGAUAAUGCCUGAAUACUACAAGGUUGUUCCAGGUGUAGGCAUUGUUUUCAUGACCUAUGAAACAUUGAAGAAGCUUCUAGCACAAGGGCCUUUCAGUUAAUUCGAUCACUGCAUCUGGUCAUGGCUUACCAGUUCAGUUGUCAACCUCCUAAAACCCUUGGCCCUAAGGGAACAGUGAGGCCCAGUUUUGAUUUAAAUUGUAAGGAAUGUUACUAAUAUAGGUAGAUAACUCUAAUUUGUGGCAGUAAAUUAUGUUGCUGCCAAGGACGGUGAUGUCUCAGUGUAAAGUCUAUUGAUAUUGUUGAAUUUGGCAUCAAUGAUUUACUCUAGCGAACAUUUGUUGUAGUUUUUAGGCCUUCCAUCUCAGUAGAUUUUGUUAUGAUUAUUUUAUCAAAUGUUGUCACACUUGAAAGUUGAUACAGUUUUGUACGAGCUGAGCUCUCCAGCUCUGUUGAUUUGUAUUAUUACAAGUGAGAUGAUUUAAUUCA
This is a messenger RNA of Salvia hispanica, 1589 nucleotides long. RefSeq lists its product as uncharacterized. The record is from RefSeq and is a predicted model, not a curated record. Lineage: Eukaryota; Viridiplantae; Streptophyta; Magnoliopsida; Lamiales; Lamiaceae. Gene Ontology annotation, biological process: transmembrane transport.